This is a messenger RNA of Aspergillus niger, 630 nucleotides long. RefSeq lists its product as hypothetical. Bases 1 to 630 code for a protein of 209 amino acids. NCBI's taxonomy places the organism in Eukaryota, Fungi, Ascomycota, Eurotiomycetes, Eurotiales, Aspergillaceae. The record is from RefSeq and is a predicted model, not a curated record. The transcript has 7 exons.
AUGUCGCCCGUCCGAUCGACCGACCGAUAUCAGCCUUUGAGUCAAUAUGAGAUCAGUGGUAAUCUACUAGUCUUAGUCUUAGUGGCGAGGUGGGAGAGCGAGCGACCGAUCGGAUUGCUCUUGCAGGAGGUAAGUCCUGAGUUAACUUUCUUGGACUACGUUGGGGUGCGUUUUGUGGCUUUGACGGACAUUAACUAUACCGUUAAUGUGCUAUUGAGCAUGCACGAGAUUGUUGCUGGUUCGCUGGAACUUGUUGAAGAGGGUGUGUGUGCCAUGGCUCGUGAUCGGGGUGUGAGAGGGGGCAGAGUGAAAUGGUUCGAUACCGCGAUGGUCGCACAUGGUUAUGAGUUGGCGGACCAGGGUUGUCCGGUCUGUGUGCUUCGUACCCCGCAAUGUCCAUCAGAUGGAGCUGAAUUCGCGGCAAGGGUUGAGCGACGUGCUGUGGGUUGCGCGCUCGGACAGUGCCUAGGCCGAGUCAAUGGCAUGUUUGACAUCCCCGUCGCUCGCUCCCACUGGCCAGGGACCUACACCCGGGCUAAUGGGGUGCCCCCGAAAUUGGCAUCGGACCAUCCGAUAUCACUCGAUGAAGGUAAAUCUGAAGAGCGGGGAGGGACGUGGCUCUUAGCUUAG